AUGCCUUCACUGUUCACUCGCAACGCAAAAUCAGUCAUGUUCACCAACAUGCCGCCAUGCCCAUCUAAAAUCAACGCACGCUCAAAGCUGAUGUGCUCAAAGAUGGUUGUUUGGAAUAAUAGGGGUAUCAUCACCUCGCAAUACGGUUCAAGAAGAUCAGAAUAUGAUUUUCCACGUUGUCUCAAGCCUGUAGAGAAAGAACCAGUUAAGAAUAAUGAUUGCUUUGAUGAGAAGGGAACGCCAACAGCUUCAGCUAAUAUGGACGAUAUAGACAUGGUGCUGUUCUCAAAGACUGUAGCUCAUAUGUGA
Messenger RNA from Coccidioides immitis RS, 309 nucleotides. RefSeq lists its product as uncharacterized. NCBI's taxonomy places the organism in Eukaryota, Fungi, Ascomycota, Eurotiomycetes, Onygenales, Onygenaceae. The record is from RefSeq and is a predicted model, not a curated record. Bases 1 to 309 code for a protein of 102 amino acids. The transcript has 3 exons.